This is a messenger RNA of Rubroshorea leprosula, 1174 nucleotides long. NCBI's taxonomy places the organism in Eukaryota, Viridiplantae, Streptophyta, Magnoliopsida, Malvales, Dipterocarpaceae. The record is from the annotation of a GenBank genome assembly.
CACUAAUCAGUAUUCCUUGAAAAAAUUCUAGCCACAAAUCUACCAUAUUGCACUGUGAAUUUUUCUGUUAAAAUCAAGGAUCAUCAUGGAUUCAGUGCACACAGGACAUUGAGAGCAUGGCUGAGGCAGAAAGCAAAGAGAAGAGCAGUAGGUGGUCUCUGCAAAACACAACAGCUCUAGUCACUGGCGGAACCAAGGGAAUCGGGUAUGCCAUUGUGGAGGAAUUGGCAGCCUUUGGAGCCAGAGUACAUACCUGCUCUCGAAACGAGACUCAACUUAACGAUUGCUUAAAUGAAUGGAAGAAGAAGGGAUUUAAUGUCACUGGUUCAGUCUGUGACGUAUCUUCUAAAGCUGAACGAGAAAAGCUAAUCGAAACAAUCUCUUCCCUUUUCGGUGGAAAACUCAACAUACUUAUAAACAAUGUAGGAACAACCACCUGGAAGCCAACAUUGGAAUACACAGCUGAAGAUUUCUCAUUUCUAAUGAAAACCAACUUCGAGUCAGCUUUUCAUCUUAGCCAACUAUCACACCCUCUUUUGAAAGCUUCUGGAGAAGGAAACAUUGUUUUCAUAUCUUCUAUUGCAGCUGUCACUUCAUUCGAUGGCAUCACCAUUUAUGCCGCAGCAAAGGCGGCAUUGAACCAAUUGACGAAGAAUCUGGCCUGUGAGUGGGCGAGGGACGGGAUAAGGACUAACUGUGUCGCGCCUGGAGUCACCAAGACCCCUCUUGCUGAGCCUUUACUCAAGAACGAGGAGUUUGUAACGGGUUUUUGUGCCCAGACUCCAAUAGGACGCCUAGCAGAGCCAGAGGAGGUGUCCCCUCUUGUUGCAUUUUUAUGCCUGCCGGUAGCCUCUUACAUUACCGGCCAGACAAUUUGUGUGGAUGGAGGAGCAACCGUGAAUGGCUUCUCUGCCUUGCAAGUCUCUUGAGUUAGAAAAGCUCAAAAAAACUAUCAACUAGAUGAGUACUGCCCAAGAAUAACUUUUCUGUAUAAAACUAAAAUAAGAAGAUCUUAUAAUCAGACUCAAUUGCCUGAGACAUUGCAAUUGGAUCCAAUUCAACUUGUAUUGUCAUAUCUCUAUCUCUAUGGAGUCGACCAAGUGUUUUAAUUUGCAACCUUAAUUAUAGUAGUAGUAAUUUUUGAAUAGAAAGAGAAUAAACAGAGAUAUCUAAU